AUGUCGCAUUCCAAACCAGUUUCAAACAACAGCAAUAAUAAUCCUCCCCCUUUUCCAAUUGUUACGGUGUCAAAGAUUUACGGCUACCUUACCCUUGUUCAAGUUGGUACGGCAGCUGUUUUUACGACCUUCCUAGUUACUCAUUUGAGUGCAACGGCUUUAGCCACCAUCGGCGGUAUUGAACUUACUAAUAAAACGAUCGUUCUCGGUAGGGUGUAUUACCAAAAUAGUUUUCUGGAGCCUAUUGUUGUGGCUGGUUCAAUUUGGGGGCAUAUAAUCUCAGGGUUAAUCAAACGAGGUAUCAAACUAUAUUGGAAAUAUAAGAAACAAGAUGUACGUAAAUUAACUGGAGAAGUCCACGAAAAGGUUGAAAAAAUCGUAACUGAUGAGACAAAUGAACAGGGCGUGGUUAUUCGUAAGAUCACAACAAAAACUACGACGACCAUUACCGGAUCGUAUAUAUCAAGGGCUAUAGUGUUGUUACUUCCAUCUCAUCAUUUAGCUGGGUAUCUUCUAAUUCCAUUUAUUUUCAAUCAUAUUUUUAUUCAUCGUGUGCUUCCAAGACGUCACUUUGGCGAUUCCUCGAUGAUCAAUGCAUCCUAUGUUACACUCGCCCUCCAGAGAUGGCCUUUUUCAACAUAUUUAACAUUCACGAUGUUGAUUGGGUUAGGUGCUUACCAUAUUUGCAGUGGUGCGCCUGUUGUGUAUAGGAUCGUGAGGGGUUCCAUAAUAAAGGGUGGAGAUAAGCAAGCUUCAGAAGCAACAAAGAAACGACUUCGGAUCAUCAGAAAUGGUGUGAUC
Molecule: messenger RNA, 801 nt
Organism: Racocetra persica
Lineage: Eukaryota; Fungi; Glomeromycota; Glomeromycetes; Diversisporales; Gigasporaceae
Source: the annotation of a GenBank genome assembly